Naegleria lovaniensis is the source of this 642-nucleotide messenger RNA. RefSeq lists its product as uncharacterized. The record is from RefSeq and is a predicted model, not a curated record. NCBI's taxonomy places the organism in Eukaryota, Heterolobosea, Eutetramitea, Acrasida, Naegleriidae. The transcript has a single exon. Bases 1 to 642 code for a protein of 213 amino acids.
AUGGUUUCGCAUGAGGACGAACUUUUACUCGAAAAUUGCUUAUCCACUUGUCAUGACAGCUUUUUACAAUAUUUCAGCGUCCUCAAAGAUAGCUCUCAAACCUAUCACUUGCUUAGAAAAUUUUACAGGAACCUAGAAGAAAUUGUUUAUAGCCAAUACAGAGGACAUCCUUCCUCAAGUAUCUUAAAAUCGAUUGCAUCUCAAGUGAUGAGUGCAAUUCCAGUUAUAUCUCGAUUGAUGGGACGCACAUUUCAUGAGAAGUUUAUUCAGCUCAAUUUCGCCAAAGGUGACAAUGGACCAUGUAUUCAAGUAAUUCAACAAUAUUGUAAUUUUAAGAUUAUUAUCACGGAAAUUUUAUUAAGAGAUAUCAUGGUUUCUGAUUUUGGAUUCGAUUGUAUCAAGAUUCGAAUUGAUCCAUUGGUCUUUUUCAGACAACGACUUAAUCAAGUUUAUUACGACUUUAUGUUGCAACAAAUGCGAAAAGUUUAUGAAAGAGAUUACAACAGAAAAAAGGCAAAGAAGGCCCUUAAAAGAAGCGCCACACUGAACAAGAGUCAGAACGACAAGAAAGAAUUCAUCAAAUAUUCAACAAGAACAUCAAAAAUUAAUUUCAAAUGUUUCAAAUUUUGGUACAAUCAGUGA